AAAAUCGCUCGUACCGAGAGGCACAACUAUACCAGGAUGUCACUCGGUAAUAAGCUAUGCGACCCUCGGAAGUUACCCUUGUCAAAUUGUUAUUCCCGACAGUCUGGCUCGCCGCUCGUCCACUCAAUUUUUCCGGCGUUGAGUGGAAAUCGUUGUUGCCCAACAUCAAGCCUGAUGUAACAUUCGUCACCGUCAAGCGGACUUCAUCGCCUAACGAGAGAAUGAUAUUUGUACGGUGGAAACGAAAUCCAUCUAAGAUGUUGUGCGCUUAAAGUCCCUUUCACUCAUAUCCAAGACUAAGGCUAGUAGCUAGAUAAGGAGCGUUCCAUAGAGACUGCUUGUAUCCUCCUCCCUUUCGCUAGACGGUGAAUCACUCUUGAUGAGG
Aplosporella prunicola CBS 121167 is the source of this 385-nucleotide messenger RNA. RefSeq lists its product as uncharacterized. Bases 57 to 272 code for a protein of 71 amino acids. The record is from RefSeq and is a predicted model, not a curated record. The transcript has a single exon. Lineage: Eukaryota; Fungi; Ascomycota; Dothideomycetes; Botryosphaeriales; Aplosporellaceae.